This is a messenger RNA of Fomitopsis serialis, 930 nucleotides long. RefSeq lists its product as uncharacterized. The transcript has 6 exons. Bases 1 to 930 code for a protein of 309 amino acids. The record is from RefSeq and is a predicted model, not a curated record. NCBI's taxonomy places the organism in Eukaryota, Fungi, Basidiomycota, Agaricomycetes, Polyporales, Fomitopsidaceae.
AUGUCUCGGAACCAUCCAGAAGCGGUCUCCGGUACCCGAUGCCCGCCGUUCCCUGACGUCGCUUGCAAACUCCGGGCUAAUGCGACUGUUAUUCUCUCCUCCCUAGCGAGUUUCCAACCGUCGGAAGGCAACACGAAGCCCGCGGAGUUCAGCGACGAACUCCAGUCUCCAGUAUAUAUACAUGAGCAGGCCCACCCUCCUCUCACGGAGCAGAAGCUAUGCCAGGCCAUGAUUGUUACUAACAGACGAGCUGCCCCAUGCUCGAAGCUGGACAGCACGCAGAUGCACAGUGGUAUUGCACUCGCCGAGACAGACACGCAGGCAACGGGUAAUGCAAUCACUCGGAGCACGCGCACGAUAUACUAUGUCUCAUUAGAUAACAGCGAGCGAGGCUCACGCACAGCUCUCCGACGAACAAGGCUACACGGCACACGACCCACCACAGACGACCUAUCCCAGACUGGACAAACGGCGCAGAGGCUUGUCGUCCGCCAGGUGUAUUGGCGAACUCCGUCCUGGUCUCAAGUCUCCACCAUCGACAGCCGUCGUAUGCGUGUGUCCGGUCUGCAAGCGUACUGCAUGCUGCUCCCAGAAGCCCCACAUGGCAUCCGCGCACCGGCCCAAGCAAACGGUCCCCAUCCCUCUACGAGACAGAGCCGCAAGAGACCGUAUCUAGUACGCUCGUGCCCGUCAUGUUGGUCCCUCCCGCCCAAACUUCCUCUGCAUACCCCUCACGAACGACACGUCCAUCGCGCACUCCUCGGGUUCAUUCACGUCGGCUCGGUGACGUUGCUCGCUCGCAAUGUACGGCAACGGCUGGUCACGCACGAGGAAGGCGAUGUCUGCUGUCGUCCGCCGGACGUCUCGUUGCGUACCUCGAUUGAUGCCGAGAAGGAAACCACUCGGUCAACGUACCUCGUCUGCGCGUGA